CAGGAAUGGGAGGUGCUGGGAAUCACGUAUCUAGUUGAAGUCACACUGUAGGCUACAGAAAUGUAAGAUUAAUGCUUUGAACAUUAACAUGGAGUACAAAGUGGAAAAGCUGUUCGCGAAUUUCAGGUCCAACGAAGUGCAACACUGAGAAAAAUGUAAUGAGCCUCCGAUGCUGACUCAGUGAGAACAAGGCAAGUUGGUGCUUCAGAAUGGACAAGGCCUGCCCUAGCCAGGACCAAGACUCAGAUAAUUUCCAACUUCAUGUGGACUUUUUCAGGAAGCUGGGUUACUCCGCCACUGAAGUGAGGUGUGCCAUACAGAAUCUGGGCCUAAACUUUGACACCAACGCAGUACUUGAGAAGUUAGUCCAGGCUAGGAAAGCGCCUGUGUCCAAUGCAGAGAUGAAAGAUAUGGCAGCAUUACACACAGCCCCCAUAGCUGGUCUAGAGAGCCCACAGAGAGCCCAAAGAGACACUCCACAAGUCUCACUGGAUGAUAGGAGGGAUGGAGAUGGAGAGCUAAAUCCUAUCGUCAUUGACGGCAGUAAUGUGGCCAUGAGUCAUGGAAACAAGGAGGUAUUUUCAUGCAGGGGCAUCGAGCUAGCAGUCAACUACUUCCUGGACAGAGGUCAUACGGCCAUCACUGUUUUUGUUCCUUCUUGGCGUAUGGAACAACCUAGACCAGAUGCUCCCAUCACAGACCAACACAUCCUGACGGAGCUGGAGAGAGAGAAGAUAGUGGUCUUCACCCCUUCGCGACGUGUCGGAGGCAAACGGGUGGUCUGCUACGAUGACCGCUUCAUCAUCAAGCUAGCCCACGAUACCGAUGGCGUAAUAGUGUCCAAUGACACGUACCGCGAUCUGCAGGGCGAGAGGCCGGAGUGGAAGAAAUGCAUAGAGGAGAGGCUCCUUAUGUACUCUUUUGUCAAUGACAAGUUCAUGCCUCCUGAUGAUCCUCUAGGCCGCCAUGGCCCCAGUCUGGAUAAUUUCCUUAGGAAGAACCCACUACCAUCAGAGCAGAAGAGACAGCUCUGUCCCUAUGAUAAAAAGUGCACUUAUGGGAUAAAGUGUAAGUUCUACCACCCUGAACGUACUCAACAGUCUUACCGCUCACUGGCUGACGAGCUGCGGGACAACGCCCGUCUCUCCACGGUGAAAGAGGACAGGAACACCAAAGUGUCGCAAAGGUGGCCUCAAACUGAUCUAGGAUCAUCUAGAAGCUCCUAUCGACACACAUUGGAGCAUGACCUGGAGCACAGGCUGGUUUUAGAUAGGCACAGCCCCCUCCAAAAGGGCCAUGUGAAUGAGAAUCAGCUUCUGUACUGGGAUAGGCCCUUAAAUAGUGGUCACCAGUUCACCAGAGAUUCAGGAGGCUUCUCUCAGCAUGACUGGCCUGCGAUGCCUCGUCCCCUCUACAACAGUGACCAGCCCUACGUCAGCAUUUCCCACAAGCACCUGGACUCUGGGCUGGGCUCAUAUGAGAGCCAGUAUUCCGAUGCCCCCCAUGUCCUCAGUAAGCCACUUAGGAGCAGGCCUCAGCAGGGUUUACCCCCAAGCCCGUGGCCGAGACUCCCUGCCAUGCAUCUAGAUAGGCAGGACAUCGAACAGCCUUGUCGGUGCUGCUCCCACAUAACAUCAUCCGCAGGCCCCCAGAAGCAUUGCAGUUACCCAAGCCUGGAGCCCCACUCCCAGCCUAGAUACAACACCUACCCAACCCCACAGUUCCCUCCUAGCAUCCACCACUACAGCCUGCCCAGCCACUUCCAGGACAGGGGUCCGCCACAGCAAAAGUACUGGUCUGACCCCUUCCAGGGGAUGCCCCAGACAAGGACAUCCUGCAGCCUCCCAAGCCCUCUGUCCUCUCCGGCCUGUCAUGGCCACUCAUGCCCCUACCAGGACCAGCCCUCAUGGGGUUGCCCCAUGCCCCAGCCUUCUGCUUUUGACCCAGACAGGGAGGAGCUCCGCAAGAAACUGCAGGCCAUCUUCAACCCCCAUCAUGUGGAUAUGGUUAUGGGGAUGUUUCCUCACCUGAGGGACUCCCAGAAGCUGGCGGCAGAGAUCCUCACCCUCAGGUAUCAGGGAGGAGCCUUCUGAUGUCAAGUGUCAGGUGGCUGAGCGGUGAGGGAAUUGGGCUAGUAAUCCAAAGGUUGCUGGUUCGAUUCCCGGCAGUAUAGAAUGAUGUUGUGUCCUUGGGCAAGGAACUUCACCCUACUUGCCUCGGGGAGAAUGUCCCUGUACUUACUGGAAGUCGCUCUGGAUAAGAGCGUCUGCUAAAUGAAAUGAAAUGAUGUUCACAUGACUUUCCUGGAUGUACUUUGGGUAUUUUAAUUGGUUAACCCAAACCCUAACCCAUUGCUGCAUAGUUUAGCAAUCUUUCACUGGGAACCGCACAGCAUACUUUUUUCUGGAGUGAAGGGAAACAAAUGUUGGUUAUUAAGUGCCUUCUCUAGAAAUUAGUGGGUUGAAUGAUUUUUUUGUACCUUUAUGUAUUGUUUUUUGGUUUCAUGUUUUGUGAAAAUGAGAUUUUGACUUGUUCUAAGUUAAAAACAAUUGUAUGGCAUUUGAGUCAAAAGUGAUCUUUACAACCACAUCUACUUUAGACCUAGAAACUGUCAAUGUAGACUGUUGAUACAUAUUGUAUCUCUUGGGAAUUAUUGCACAUUGAUGUUCAUGUGUCCACGCUUCAGUUCUCAUGCAAUAAGGAUUUUCCUAUGAGUUUUGUUACAUUGUGGAUGUGUUAAUGACAGGGGUAUAUAGACAGUGUUUCAUACAGUAGGCACAUCAGUAUGUUUUGUAAAAAAUCUGAACUGUCAGUAAUCUGUAUGCCUCCAGCCAAGUUAAUUAACAGCAACCACUAGACAGUAUCAGUCUAGCCUUGCUAGCCAGAACCCAUCCAAAGGAGCUUUUCUUUGUCAAAUUAGUAGACACACUACUCUUGUUUUAAUUGAGUGCGGUCUGUGCAAAUGAUCCUUCUUCUGGUUAAAGUUAGAUGUACCGGUAUUUCACUGUUUGGUAGUAGAAAGAACUGUAGUCCCAUGUACUGUAAAAUGCACAGGUGUAACACUGUGUGUACUUUGUUAUUACGGGCAUAGCAUUUUAUUUAUCCAAAUAUGCAUAAACUAUACUUGGAGAGCCAGAGGGAGAAGAGUCUCUGCCAUAGCAACAACAAAUGACGUUGGAUGUUGUCAGGUGUGAGUGCAGGAGGAGGACCCAAACGGACCUCAAGGACACCCAAAAAAAUAUAUAUAUUUGAUGACCACAUAAUGGACCAAACAGGUGUGUGAUUGGAACGAGAGACAGGUGUGUAGGGAGCCAGGAGAGAGAGAGAGACAAACCAGGACUGGAACACACACCCAGGGAGACAGACAGAAAACACAAGGGACAGGGAACUCCAGGAACUCAAGCUAAACAGGGGCACAAUGUCAUUGUCGUGACAUUGAGUUCAGAUAGAGUUGAAUUCCAGUCUGUUUCAGGUGUUCUAGAUAAAGGGUGAUUGUAGGUAUCACCUCUAGAUCUCAUGGGAAUCCUGAUGACCCUAUACUUUAGAAAUACAAUAAGACUACUCUACCUCCAACACCAUGUUUCCCCCUCCAGCAACGCGAAACAGAACGGUCUGUUCCUUUGUGUACAUGUUCAAAACAUUCUCAGAAGACACUAAUGAGUGUCAUCUGUCUGAAACGACAGGAUCAGCAUUGAAAGAGUUAGAGGAUACCAGACUGAAUAAGAUACACAUAAGGCCAUGAGAAAACUAUGUAGAUAGUCUUCUCAUUGCCUGGCAUUCACAGACAAACAAACAGAGCUGGGACAGACAUGAAAUUCCAAGGUUUCCGGUUAACCAAUCAUGUCUGGAGGAGGGGAUCCCUUAAUGAAUUGCUCCUUCUGAUUUUUUUUCUUGUCUUCUUUGCGGGGUUUAGGUGAUGUUCCAUGGACAUAUGUGAAGUCGUAUGUGAACACUGCUUG
Osmerus eperlanus (European smelt) is the source of this 3959-nucleotide messenger RNA. It is a transcript of the gene zc3h12aa, whose product is annotated as endoribonuclease ZC3H12A. The record is from RefSeq and is a predicted model, not a curated record. Gene Ontology annotation, molecular function: RNA endonuclease activity; metal ion binding; mRNA binding. Gene Ontology annotation, biological process: 3'-UTR-mediated mRNA destabilization. The transcript has 7 exons. Bases 210 to 2093 code for a protein of 627 amino acids. Gene Ontology annotation, cellular component: cytoplasmic ribonucleoprotein granule; nucleus. Lineage: Eukaryota; Metazoa; Chordata; Actinopteri; Osmeriformes; Osmeridae.